Messenger RNA from Aplosporella prunicola CBS 121167, 7329 nucleotides. RefSeq lists its product as uncharacterized. NCBI's taxonomy places the organism in Eukaryota, Fungi, Ascomycota, Dothideomycetes, Botryosphaeriales, Aplosporellaceae. Gene Ontology annotation, biological process: mRNA export from nucleus; protein import into nucleus. Gene Ontology annotation, cellular component: nuclear pore. Gene Ontology annotation, molecular function: structural constituent of nuclear pore. The transcript has 3 exons. The record is from RefSeq and is a predicted model, not a curated record. Bases 164 to 6961 code for a protein of 2265 amino acids.
AAGAAACCGUCUACAUCCACACCCGCUCUCCCAUAAAGGCCGUCGCCCAUUGUCCGGCCGCGCCCCCACUUCUUUCAUCCCCGUCUCCCCUUUCUCUCCGCUCCGCUUCCCGUUUCCCUGAUUAUGCGCUAGCCGUUUGACCUCACUCGACUUUCCGUGAACCAUGGCGACGGCGGCCAUCGACACGGCUUACAUCGCCGCCUCAUACUCCAUACCCGAACCCAGCCUGCAAAACCUCAUUGAUGCACCCACGGCCGAGCUCGUGCAACAGCUCCUGACCAAGAUCGAGGCCAAGGCGCACGAGUUCGACGAGGUCAAGGCCGAGAAGCUUCGCUCCGAUGUCGAGCUCGAAAACGCCGUGCGAACGGGUGAUGCCCGAGCGCGCGCGUUAAAGGCGUCCGUUGACAAGGGCUUGAAGGAGGUGGAGGAGGUGAGGAAGAAGCUCAGCGAAGAGGAAAACGCCCGCGCAUCUCUCGAAUCGGAUCUCCAGAACCUGCGCUCUUCUUCCUCUACUUCGUCUACCGAGACCGAGACCCUUCGCACACGCGUUUCCACACUCGAAGCCUCCAACCGUGACACCCUCUCAUUGCUCGAAGCGAAGACUACUGCCCACGACAAGCUCGCCGAGGAGCUUGCUGCUCAACAACAAAAGAUUGUCGCGUUGCGCCGCGAAAUCUCGGAGCUUGAGGACAAAAACCAGGCAGCCCAGAACGCGGCGACGAGCACCAAGUUCAAGCAACAGGCCCUGCAACAAGAGAUUGAUCUGUUAAAGCGUAACAAUGACUAUCUGGACUCUGAGCUGAAGACAAAGAGCACCGAGCACUCCAAGUUCCGGAAGGAAAAGAACGCAAAGAUUUCCGAGCUGCAGCGCCUGUACGAUGACGCGAAUGAGAACAUCGAAUCGAUUCGUCGGACCGAGGCCACGCUGCGCAGUCGCCUUGACGAAGUCAACCAGAAAGCCGAGGAUUCAUUGACUAAGAUUCAGCAACUUCAAGAAGCUGCCGCGAAGACCGAGGAAUCAUUCCGCGUCGAGCUUGACAGCGCGCGCAGAUUGUCGGAUCUCCAGAAACAAAGUGCGGACACAGCAAGGGCUCGUCUGCAAGAAGUGCAGAACUCUUUCGAAAAGAUCAAGGAAGAUGCAGCAGAAGAGCUGGGCCAGAUGCAGGCUGAAGUGGAGACUGAGCGGUCAGAAAAGGAGCUUGCGCUGCAGAAGAUCGAAGAGAUGGAGCUUCAAGUUGAAAGACUCGAGGCCGAUUUGUCUGCGCGCCAAAACGCUAUUACUGUAUCCGGAACUCCUAGGCGUGCGAUGAACGGCUUGGCAGCACCCGUCACCCCAGGCCGUGCCGGUUCCCCUGCGUUUGGCUCUCCCAACACUCCUCGCAACAAGGGCGGCCUCACUUUCACUCAAUUGUACUCUGAACACUCUCAGAUCAAGGCCGAUCUGGACGCCGAACGCCGUCGGAGCGCAAAGCUGACCGCGACCAUUGAUGAAAUGAUUCAGGAGCUUGAAGCCAAGCAACCCGAGAUUGAGGAGCUGCGAAACGGCCACCAAAAGCUGGAGUCCGAAGUCGUGGAAAUGUCCGAGCUGCUUGAAGAAGCCAACAGAGACAGGGACACUGCAAGGAAAGAGUCUAGGAAGUGGUCGGGCCAGGUCGAGGGGCUGCAGCGUGAGAGCGAAAUCCUCCGCCAGCAGCUUCGCGAUCUGAGCGCGCAAGUCAAGACUUUACUUUUCGAAGUCCAGGUGCGUGAUCAGGGCCUGGAGGCUCUGAGCGCAGCCGAGCAAGCUCAGUUUGAGGCUAUGGCUCGUGGCGAUGUCGAGAUGGAAGAUGCCGACGGCGCCACGGAUACUAGCCGCUUCAUCAGCCAACGUCUUACCAUCUUCAGGAACGUUGAAGAGUUACAAGAGCAAAACAGCAAGUUGCUGCGCGUAACCCGUGAGCUUGGCGAACAAAUGGAAGGUGAAGAAGCCCGGGCCAAGCAGAACCAGGCCGAAAGGGAUCAUGAAGAGUUGGAGGAGUUGAGGGUGAAGGCUGACCGCUACGAGGAUGAGCUGAAGUCCCUCAACACAGUUGCUGAGAGUUACCAGCGUGAGAGGGAUAUGUUCCGCCGGAUGCUCACCCACAGAGGCCAGAUUCCUCCUGGUUCCGAUCUCCAAACCAUGUUCGGCCAAUCUGUUGGACCCGCUACGCCACCGCCCGGUGCCUUCUCUCACAGCGUCGGCCCUGGCGCUGAACCCGGCAGGGAUCUGUCCGACUACGCUAAGCUUCUGAAGGAGAUGCAAAGUCACUUUGAUGCCUACCGCAAGGAGGCGACCACCGACCACGCGAUGCUCAAGGAGCAAGCCGAUCGCCUUGCCAAGGAAAAGAGUGACCUCCAAAUUGAAAUCAACCGCAACAGCAGCCAACUUACCCUUGCGCACGAGAGGUACGAACUCUUGCAAGCCAACUUCAACCAGCUCAGGUCAGAAAAUUCCGAGCUGCAGAAGCGUGGACAAUCUCUGGCGGAGACUUCGGCGAAACAAGACCUCAAGACUGCGCAGGUGGCCGAGGAACUUUACGAAGCGAAGGCUCAAGCAGAUGGUUUGCGCCACGAGGCUGCCAACCUGAAGGCUGAGAAGGAGCUUUGGAAGAACAUUGAGAACCGUUUGGCGGACGACAACCGCGCUUUGACCGAUGAACGCACUCGCCUCAACAAGAUGAUCGCCGACUUGCAGAACCUACAAAAUGAGAGGGAACUCGCUGACUCCGAGAACCGUCGCCGUCUGCAGACCCGGAUCGAGUCUUUGGAGUCUGAGUUGCAGACCGUCAAGCGUAAGCUGGAUGACGAGGUUGAGGAUGGCAAGCGGGCUACCUUGAGGCGGGAGUACGAAUCAGAACAGAACAGGACUCGGAUUGACGAUCUGGUCAAGAGCUUGAGCAAUGCUAGGGAAGAGUUGGUCGCUGCCAAGACGCAGCGUGACCAGUUCCAAGCCAGGGUGGAGGAGCUUAGGAUUGAGUUGCGCAAUGCCGAGGAGAAGGCCAUAGCAUUGCAGCCUAGGCCCACUCCACGUCGGGAGAGCAUCCUGCCGAAUGGCGAGGAAGGCACCGGUGAAGGCAAUGACCUCAGUCGCGAGCAGGAGUUGGCUGUCGAGGUGGCUGAUCUUAAGCGCGAUCUGGAGAUUGCCAAGAACGAUCUCGAGGCUGCUAAGACACACGUCGAGCAAUACAAGGCCAUCAGCCAGUCUUCCGAGGAGGAGCUCCAGAGCAUGAACGAAGCCCACGACCAGUACCGUGAGGAGAUGGACCGGAUCAUCACUGAAAAGGAUGCCAAGAUUCACGAUCUGGAGCAACGCGUGGAGGAGAUCUCGACUGAGCUGGCUACGACCAACACCGAACUCUCCGACCUGCGUACUGGUCACGAAGAGAACCAGACGCGUUUCAACGAGCAGAAGUCCAUCCUUGAAACUGAAAUCACCCGCCUCAAGGAUGAAAGCGACCGCUACCAGGAGACUGCCAAGCUCUGCCAGGAAGACCUCAAGGCUCAAGCAACAAUCGCUCAGCAAGCUCAGCAAAGUUAUGAGCAGGAGCUCGUCAAGCACGCCGAAGCUGCGCAAGGCUUGCAGAAGGUCCGCGCGGAGCACAACGAGCUCAAGUCUCAAGUUGCUGAGAUCAGAGCUGAGGCUCAGGCGGCCAAGACCGCGCUGGCAUCGAGCGAGGACAGCUGGAACGAGACCAAGAGCCGGUACGAGCAGGAAUUGACGGACAUCAAGAACCGGCGCGAGGAUGUUAACAAUCAAAACCGCAUCCUCCACCAGCAGCUGGAGACUGUCAGCUCGCAAAUCGCCGCCCUUAAGCAGAGCCGCGCCAGCCUUGGCGAAGAGGGUGAGAGCACCGCUACGCCGCCUCCUGGUGCUGGAGACUUGCAAGAGGUUAUCCGUUACCUGCGUCGCGAGAAGGAGAUUGUGGAUGUACAGUAUGAGUUGUCCAUCCAAGAAGCCAAGAGGCUCAGGCAACAGCUUGAUCACGCUCAGACUCAGCUCGACCAGACUCGCGAGAAGCUCAACCAAGAACGCCAGAGCCAGAUCGACAAGGAGCAGAGCAACAUCACUCACAGCAAGCUCAUGGAAACUAUCAAUGAGCUCAACCUCUUCCGUGAGAGCAGCACGACUCUCCGCAAUGAAGCUCGCCAAGCCCAAGCUCAGCUGGCCGAGAAGGUCAAGGAGGUCGAAAACCUCAUGGCCACUAUCGAGCCUCUGCAAACUAAAGUCCGCGACGCUGAGAACGAUUUGGAGACGAAGGACGGCGAGCUCAAGCUUCUUCAGGAGGACCGUGACCGCUGGCAACAGCGGACGCAGAACAUUCUGCAGAAGUACGACCGUGUUGAUCCUGAAGAGUUGGCCGCCCUCAAGAAUGAAAUCUCCUCUUUGCAGACUGAGCGUGAUCAAUUGCUUGCUGAGAAGGAGCCGUUGCAACAGCAGAUCGACAACAUUCCGGAACAGGUUCGUGUCGCAAAGGAGGAAGCUGCCCAGGCUACCAAGGAAGAAAACGACAAGUUCCACGAAGAGCGCCGCAACAAGUUGAUUGAGCAAUUCAAGGAGCGCUCUCGCAACCUAUCUGGGCAAAUCAAGGAGAAGAACCAGGAGAACCAGGCCGCUGUCCAGGCCAAGGAGCAGCUGGCUCAAGAGCUUGCUGCUGUCCGCGAGGAACUCGAGGCCGCGAAGACCGCUCGGGACGAGGCCAUUGCUAACGCUGAAAAACAACCACCUGCCGAUGUACAGAUGCAAGAAAAUCAGGAAGAAGGACAGGUUCCUGAAGUUGAAGGUGAAGGUGAAGAGUCCGGUGUACCAAGCGCAGAGAACGCAUUGCUUGAGGCUCGUGCUCUGGCCGCUGAAGCCAAGGUGGCCGAAGAAGCUGCUCGUGCGGCUGAGUUGCAAACCCAGGUGGAGAACCUUCAAAGGAGGACUCAAGAGCUUGAGUCGCAAAUUGGCGAGCUUCAACGAAACCUCGACACUACCACGACCGAGCUUGCCCAACUUAGGGUCACGACCUCCGCUACUCCUGCACCCGAAGCUGCUCCCGAGGCUGCACCCGAAGCUGCUACGACGGAUGCGGAGACGGUUGAAAUGCUCGAAAAGCUCAAGGCAGACCUUGCUACGGCGCAGCAGGAAGUCGAAACUCUUCGUGUUGCUGCGGCAACUGUUUCGCCGACCGCUAACGCCACUGAGAACACUGCCGUGCCUGCUGAGCCUGCCGCGCCUGCCGCGCCCGCUGCGCCCGCUGCGCCCGCUGCUGAUCUUUCCGAACAGAUUGCCGCCAUCAAGGCCGAAUCCGAUGCUGCUCUGGAGGCGAAGGUUAAGGAGCUUGAGGCGCAGUCCGCUGAGAAGACCAAGCACGCCGAAGAACUGUACCAGAAGCGUGCCGAUCAGAUGAAGGCCACUCUUUCCAAGAAACUCACUGAAGGCAAAGAGACUAUUCGUCAACAACUCAAGCAAGAGCAUGAGCAGGCUUUGCAACAGCUCAAGACGGAACACGAGGCUGAAAUUCAGCGCCUGAAGACCGAACACGCUGCGGAGCUUGAGCGUGUAAGGGGCGAGGCCCAAUCUGGACAACCUGCCCCCAUAACCGCACCUGCUGAGACUGCCCAUGAUGAGGCCAAGCCUGCCGAAGCUGCACCAGCUACACCAGUUGCGCCACCCACACCAGUCAAGACUGAAGGUGUCAAGGUCAGCGAGCUUCAGCUUUCUGAUGCAGAGGCCCGUGAUCUUGUGGCGACGAAUGCUACGGUCAAGAACAUUGUCAUGCGCAACAUUAAGCAGAAGCUGGCGGCCGAGGUCGAGAAUGCUACCAACAAAAUCAAGGAAGAGCAAUCCCAACUGCAGGCCAAGAUGGUCGCGGAUGCGCUUGAGGAGGCCAACAAGAAGGCCGAGCAAGCGAAGGAAGCAGCCAUUGCUAUGACUGAGAAGAAACAGGCCGUCAAGAUCAACAUGGCGCAGAACAGAGAGAGGACGGCCGGCGCCAAGAUCGAAGUGGUGAAGAAGGCGGCGGAGGACACACCCCAGCGGCCAGUUGGCGAAGUCUGGGCCAUUGCAAAGGACGCAAAACCGGCGCCUGUGCCUUCACCACAGCUUGCGGCUGCUCCUGCUGCUGCAUCGGUUCCUGCUGCAACUCAACAACCUGCGGCUCAGGCGUCUCCUGCUCAAGCUUCUCCAGCUCAGCAGCACCAGCUGCCAUCUCACCCGCAGACACAGAUGCCGCAGUCAGGUGCUUUGUUCGGUCGUCCCGCUCCUGUUCCCGGUCAACCUCAACAAGGCCAGCAACAGCAUGGCCAGCAGCCCGGUGCGGUUCCCAUGAACCAGUUCCAAGGUCAACAAGGCCAACCCGUUCCCAACCCCUUUGGCGCAGCUGCCGGCAUUCCGCGCCCGAACACGAGGUUGCCUGACGCGCCGCUUGGCGCAGGUGGUCGACCCAACUCCCCCUUCGGCUUCCAGCCCGGUCAAAACCAGCCCGGUGGCUUCCAAGCACAACAGCAAGGCCAGACUCAGCUGCCUCUUCCCAACCAAGGCCAGGCAGCACAGAACACGGCGUUGCACAACCGGCCCCCGCAGCAACAGCCAGGCGUCGGCACCGGCCCUGGCGCCCUCCGCUCUAUCGUCAGCCAAGGCGGCACGGGUAUCCCGCGUGGUGGCGGCACAGGCAUUCCUCGUCCUGGUGGGGGCAGAGGAGGCAUGGCUCAGCAGCAGGGCCAGCAGGGCCAGCAGGGCAUGAGUGCCUUGCCACGGAGGGGCGGCGGUCACGGCAGAGGCCGUGGCGGUGGCCAGCAGCAGGGUCAAGGCCAACAGGGCGGUGGCGAUGGCGCGGGCAGGGGCAUGAAUGCUGGUGCGAGGCAGUUUGUGCCUGGCCAGGGGAACAAGAGACCCCAUCCCGAAGGCGGUGAUGGUAAUGAUGCCGGGAAGAGGGCGAGGGGUGGUGGUGGUGGGAAUUAAAGUAGAGGGGUUGAGGGGGUGUCGUUGUUGCAUUGCAUUGGCAUUUUAGUGUGGUAAAAAUCUCUUCGUUUGCUUGUUGUUUGUUUGUUUGCUGCUUGCUUGCUUCUUGCUUGCGUUUUUAAAGGUUUCUUUAUUGCUGUCGGGGAGGGGAGAUGGGCGGUUGCUGGUCUGGAAGAAGGCUGCUGUGUACGCUUAGACAGUUGGGUGUGCGUGCGUGCGUGCGGGCGUGCGGGGGAGAGAAGAGAGCGAGCAAUAUCGGGCGCUCGAUGCAUCGUCGCUCGUAAUAUUAGGGAGCAGAGCAAGGCUUGGCAUAUAUAUGUAGGCUAGGAUAGGAUAGGAUAGAGCAUUGAUGGUGGAUACUUGGUAAG